Messenger RNA from Penicillium chermesinum, 2853 nucleotides. RefSeq names its product U3 snoRNA-associated protein UTP13. Gene Ontology annotation, molecular function: U3 snoRNA binding; protein binding. The transcript has 4 exons. Gene Ontology annotation, biological process: endonucleolytic cleavage in 5'-ETS of tricistronic rRNA transcript (SSU-rRNA, 5.8S rRNA, LSU-rRNA); endonucleolytic cleavage to generate mature 5'-end of SSU-rRNA from (SSU-rRNA, 5.8S rRNA, LSU-rRNA). Gene Ontology annotation, cellular component: nucleolus; small-subunit processome; 90S preribosome. The record is from RefSeq and is a predicted model, not a curated record. NCBI's taxonomy places the organism in Eukaryota, Fungi, Ascomycota, Eurotiomycetes, Eurotiales, Aspergillaceae. The coding region runs from base 1 to 2853 and encodes 950 amino acids.
AUGUCGAAGGCUGUUGUCAAAACAACCUUUGAGGCGUCUCGUACGAUUCGCCCGAUAUAUACGGGCGGGAGUACUGCACUAGAUGCCUCCGGCCGCAUCUUACUCUCAUGCAUUGGCGAAGAUGCCUUAAUCGUGGAUUUGGAGACUGGUGACCAGCUUGCUAGUCUGGAAGGAGAUGGGGAGAUAAUUACCAGUUUGGCCAUAACUCCAUCUGCGUCGCACGCUAUCGUUUGCUCACGGUCGAUGUCUAUGCGGAUAUAUGCUCUUACUCCUUUCGACCCUGAUUCCCAGUUCGUCACAGCAGAGCUCAUUCGAACCCUCAAACCCCACCCUGCGCCCGUGGUGACUACAGCAAUCGAUCAUACAGGUACACUGCUUGCUACAGGCGCUGCUGAUGGAUCCAUCAAAGUAUGGGAUAUCCGAGGAGGCUAUGUGACCCAUACCUUCAAUGAUCGUGGGGUUAUCUCCGCCCUAUGCUUCUUCGAGGUCUCCGCAGAGGCCGAGCUCAAAUCCUCCAAAAAGAAGUCAAAGCGCAAGGCUUCCGGAGACGAUGAUGAGAUGGAGGAUGCUAACGCCGAUUCCACAAUUGGAUUCCGACUCGCCUGUGGCAGUGACGAGGGCAAGGUCCGUGUGUUUGACCUGCACAAGAGGAAGCCAAUUGCUUCUUUAGAUUCGCACGUAUCUUUGGUGCGCAGCCUAUCUUUCUCUCCUUCUGAGAAUGCGCUACUCUCUGCGAGUCGCGAUAAGACUCUUAUCAUCUGGGACGCGAAGACGUGGAAGCAGAGGAGAAUUAUUCCCGUGCUUGAAAGCGUCGAAGCCGCGGCUUUCUUAGGCGAUAGUGAGCUCUGCGUUAUUGGAGGCGAGCAUGCGAAAUUACGAGUUUGGGACUGCAACCGCGGCAGUGAGGUUACUGAAGAGCAGGAAGCUGGGGAGGAGUAUGAAACAAUUGUGGGCAUCCAAUAUUCCCCAGGUGCCCCUUUUGUCAUGACCGUCCAUGCAGACCAGACUAUCCGUCUCCACUCUCUCGAUUCAUUAUCCAGCUACACUCCUGGAUCUACAUUAGAACCACUACGGAUUACGCGCCGCAUCUCUGGUAACGACGAUGAGAUCAUUGAUCUUGCCUUCGUUGGCCCAGAUCGGUCAAUGCUCGCCCUGGCCACCAAUACUGAAACUAUUCGCAUUUUUUCAGUCGCACCAUCUGAGGACAGACCCUCAACAGGAACUGAGGAUUUUUUUGGCGCAGAUAUUGCCCAUCUUGAAGGUCACGAGGAUAUCAUCAUGGCCAUUGAUGUGGACUGGUCCGGACACUGGCUAGCAACUGCAGCAAAGGAUAACGCGGCUCGCCUCUGGAGAAUUGAUCCUAAAGCCUCAUCAUACACAUGUUUUGCCGUCUUGACUGGUCACGCGGAGACCGUGGGAGCGAUUGCUCUACCGCGCGUGCCACCUGCUGCUGGCAGCCCCGCAUAUAAUGACCCUCUGAACCACCCGCCAGCAUUCAUAAUGACUGCGUCAUCUGAUCGCACGAUCAAGCGUUGGGAAACAAGCAAGCUUGGUCCACUAAAAGAUCAAAAGCCCCAUUCACCGAAGGCCAUCUUCACCCGCAAGGCUCAUGAGAAAGAUAUCAAUGCCCUUGAUAUUGACCACGCUAAUUCAAUUUUCGCCAGUGCAUCCCAAGACCGAACUGUCAAGAUCUGGGAUGCCGACGAAGGUUCAGCAAUUGGUCUUCUCCGUGGGCACAAGCGUGGUGUGUGCACGAGCCGCGGACUAGUUGCAACUGGCUCUGGUGAUAAGACUGUGAAGCUCUGGAGUCUUGCUGAUUACAGCUGCCUAAUGACAUUUGAGGGGCACGUUAACUCUGUCCUGAAGGUUGUCUGGCUUCCGCCAUCUCAAAUCUCCAAGGGCCAGUCUAGCGAUGAUGAUGAAGAUGAAGAAACCAAUUCACCCAAGAAUGCUAUCCAAACAAAGCCUCUCAUUGCUUCGGCUGCUGCAGACGGCCUUGUCAAGAUCUGGGGUACCCAUGGUGAAUGUGAGGCGACACUUGAUAACCACGAAGAUCGGGUCUGGGCACUCGCCACCCCUACACCAUCCGGUUCCCGCUCCGACAUUAAGACCACUUCUACCAAACUCAAUACCACACCUUUCGCCCUUGCAUCUGGUGCCGCAGAUUCCACUGUCACUCUCUGGACUGACACCACAUCCGCCACUUAUACCGCUGCAGUCAACGCUACCUCCGAGCGUGUUGAGCAAGAUCAGCGGCUACAAAACUACAUCCGUGCCGGCGCGUACCGUGAAGCCAUCACCCUCGCUUUACAACUAAAUCAUCCUGGCCGCCUUCUCUCGCUCUUCUCUUCCGCUAUCGAUGCUGCCGACGAUCCAACUCUCUCGACCGAGGAUCGGGAGCGUGCAGUGGACAGUCUGACCGGCAAUCCCUCUAUCGAUGAGGUUCUACAGUCGCUUGACCCAGCGAAUUUGCGCACCCUAUUACUCCGCCUCCGGGACUGGAAUACCAAUGCGCGCAAUUCGCGGGUUGCUCAGCGUAUUCUCUAUGCCCUAUUCCGCUCGUAUCCUGCUUCUACGUUUGUUGAGCUGGCAACGCAGUCUGUGCGUGGUGGUAAGAAUGGACGUGCUGCAGCGGGUUUGAAGGAUAUACUGGCUGCUCUUGCUGCGUAUACAGAGCGCCACUACAAGCGUGUUGAAGAGCUUUCUGAUGAUUCUUAUCUCGUUGAGUGGGUUCUUGGAGAAAUGGAUGGUGGUGUCGGACUUGGCGGAAUGAUGAGUCUGGACCUGGAUGGGGAUGAAGUCAAUGGUAAUGUUGCCGAGCAUGAGAAAGACGUUAUCAUGCUUGAAAGCUAG